Molecule: messenger RNA, 3091 nt
Organism: Musa acuminata AAA Group (dessert banana)
Lineage: Eukaryota; Viridiplantae; Streptophyta; Magnoliopsida; Zingiberales; Musaceae
Product: putative disease resistance protein RGA3
Exons: 2
Coding region: 333-2351 (672 amino acids)
Biological process (GO): defense response to fungus
Molecular function (GO): ADP binding
Source: RefSeq, a predicted model, not a curated record
UCAAUAUGCAUAAGCAGUUUCUUCCGAUGAAUAGAAAGUUUAUGAGACAGCAGGAGAUAGCAACUCCUCUCGGGUUGCAUAGUUAAAGAAAACCGCUAUGUAAGAAGAAGAAAGGAAUUGUAUCGUAUGCUGCGUGCGAUCCAGGGAAGCAGAAACUUUUUCGUUAACCGCUUUGUAAGAAGAGGAAGAAGAAGAAAGGAAUAGUAUCGUAUGCUGCGUGCAAUCCACGGAAGCAGAAACUUUUUCGUUAGUAGCUUGCAUCCGCAGCUAACAAAUUCCAUCCCAUCCAAGCGAGAAAGAAAAAUAAGGUCGGAGAGGUGCAAAAGACUCGUAUGCAACCUGAGAUACAUCGUCCAUUGAACCUCCAGCACCACCAUAUUCUGACAACAAUAAUCAUGGUUGUCGAGGCACUUCUCUCGUCCUUCUUGGAAAUUCUGAUCGGCUCAACGAAGAAUAGCGUAGUCCGGCAGAUAGGUGGUGUCUGGGGUCUGGAGGAGGACCUGGAAAAGCUUGAGAGGACGUUGUUGCGGAUUCAAUCCAUCGUUGGAGAUGCAGAGGAGCAGCAGAUUAAGGACACUGCCGUCAAAAAUUGGUUGACGGCACUCAGGGAUGCGGCCUACGCUGCAGAGGACGUUCUCGACGAAUUUAAUCUCGAAACCCUCAGGAAGAGUAACAGAGCAAUCGAGAACAAGAUGAUGGGCAAGGUCAGUGACUUCUUUUCAUCCCAUAAUCCACUUUAUUUUCGAUUCAAAAUGGCAAGGAAAUUGAACGAAGUAGUAAAGAGUAUAGAUGAGAUUGCAGCAGAGAGUCGUAAGUUCAAUUUUGCAGUUCGCACACAAGAGCAAACCCCCCCAACUGUACGACAAACACACUCUUAUGUCGUGGAAUCGGAUGUUAUUGGUAGAGGCGAGGAGAAGGAUGAGAUAGUAAAGCUGCUAAUAGAACAGCAGGAUGAGAAUGAGAAGAUUGCAGUCCUCCCUAUAGUUGGCAUGGGAGGAUUAGGAAAGACUACCUUAGCUAAACUGAUCUACCAAGACAAGCGGGUGGAGAGGCAUUUCCAAUUGCGUAUUUGGGUUUGUGUGGGCUCUGUUUUUGAUCUGGGAGAGAUUCUUAAAGCGAUCAUCAGUUCCGCCACUGGGAGACAGAGCGACCUGAAAUUUAUGGACAUGUUACAAUGCAGUGUUCGAGAUGUAUUGGCCGGGAAAAGAUAUCUGCUUGUGUUAGACGACGUAUGGAAUGAAGACUCAUCGAAGUGGGACGACUUAAAAGCGCUGUUAGCUUGCGGAGGAGACGGAAGCAGAGUUGUUGUGACCACGCGUAGUGAUGGAGUGUCGUCCAUGAUGGGUACGCUCACCACUCACAAGCUGCCAUUCCUAUCUGAAGAAGAUUCAUGGGAUUUGUUCAGGAGAAGAGCAUUUCCAAGCGGACAAGAUGAUGAUAAGCAGCAGCAUCAAAAUCUGGUGGAGAUUGGAAAAGCCAUUGUAACAAAGUGUGGGGGAUUGCCUCUCGCAGUGAAGGCCCUGGGCAGCAUGAUGAGCUACCAGAAUGAUGAAAGGGAGUGGUCUGCUAUAAAGGAAAGUAGCAUCUGGGCUACCAAAGUCGGUAGUGAUAUCCUACCUGCACUGCUUCUGAGUUAUAAUGACUUGCCUUCGCACCUGAAGCGAUGCUUCGCCUUCUGUGCCAUAUUCCCCAAAGAUUACGAGAUAGAAGUUGACAUGUUGAUUCGACUGUGGAUGGCUCAGGGGUUUAUUCCAUCGGAAGGAACAGCAGAACCGGAGGUUAAAGGCCACCGAAUUUUCAUGGAGCUACACAAGAGAUGCUUCUUUCAAGAUGUACGCCGAGUUAAAGAACGUAGAUACGUAGACUUCUUGGGUAAUAUCAUGCAUGAUUAUUUUCGUUGGAGAGAUUAUGAGUUAGAAGUCAAAGGAUAUUGCAGUUUGAGAACAUGCAAGAUGCACGACCUCAUUCAUGACCUUGCACAACAUAUAUCGGGAGAAGAAGGUGUCGCGUUGCUAGCGCCAUACACUGCCACAGAACCAAGGAAGGAUGUGCAUCACUUGUCCUUACCAGGAACCUACUCGUCUUCCAAAAUCCACGAGACGCUGGGGAAAUUUCCUGCCCUGCGGACGCUACUGGUACGAGAUGCAUAUUUUGGAAAAGCUGUGGACAACAUUUCAAGACCGGCCAAAUUAAGAGUGUUAGGAUUCCAUAAUUUAAAUGCUACGAUGUUGCUAAUGUUAGAAUAUGUGGCCUUUUUAUUGAAUAAGAUAUAUAAUAGAAUUGGGUUCCGUUGCGAUAUUUUAGCCAAGACUAAGUCCAUUACGGAACGAUUCCUCGGAGUGAUCCUGUGAAAGGAUAGGAAGAGAGGAGAAAGGGUCUACUCUUCGCACUCCCUGCAGAUUCCGCAGCGCGAUCGGAUUAAAGACGGAGCCUGCAGCAAUCUUGGAUCACGGUGCUGAGCAGAUCAAACAAGAUCUCUGAACGGAUGGCUUCAAAAGUGGUACUUCCGCAUAUAUACUCAUAUGCUUCAAGUGUCCCUGUACUUUCUGGAUCAAAUUAUUCAGAAUGGUUAGAGCAUGUGCAAUUCACACUGGGUGUAUUAGAUCUUGAUCUAGCAUUACUUAUUAAAAAGCAUGCAGACUUGACUGAUGAAAGUACUGUUGGGAAAUCAUAGGGGGGGCGACAUCAUAUGCGCAGCGGAAGAACAAGAAAACAAAAAUCCCCAAUUCCCAAAAAGAUGUUCAUCGUCGUGCGAAGAUUGGUGCGCAAAAUCCGCAAAAACACAAAACUGCGUAUAGAGAUUGUGUUACCUAGGGAGAUCGUAUAUCCCUGUUUCCUUGCAGAUCCUUAGGAGAGGGUGAAGGAGGUCAAGCGUCCUCCUCUCUAGCGGUGAUCCACACAGCAGGGUUGCGACGACGCUCCUCAAAACUCCAGGCCUACUCUGAGGGGGAGAGGGAGAGGAGAAUAGGAAGGGCAAGCAAAGACUCUAGCCUAUGAGGCUGUGAAUCCCUCCUAUUUAUAGAGAUCCCGUGUCAAAACCCUAAUGGGUCCUUUCCCUAGUGGGUAUUGGAUCUACAUCCAAUAAGACAAG